Durusdinium trenchii is the source of this 1541-nucleotide messenger RNA. The record is from the annotation of a GenBank genome assembly. NCBI's taxonomy places the organism in Eukaryota, Dinophyceae, Suessiales, Symbiodiniaceae.
CAAAUGGCUUGAUAGCACCUGCACCAUCCAUCCUUCUGAUGCGUGGUGCCCGCUUCAUGUCAUGGCAGCGGUGGGUCCGUUGCCACGCUGCAUUAGCAAAGAGACCGCUGAGGACCAGGCAGUUCAAUCGCUGCGGCUGGCGUGUGUCUUCAGUUCACGGCUUUUCCUCUGAUGCUGACGCAGAACUGGCAAUGCCCACAGAGCCCAGGAAUCAGGCGGACGUGCGAAUCUAUCGCCCCAUGACUGAGACAGUUCGAACAUAUCUCAACCCUGCCCACUUCUUUAUGCUGCUUCGAGCUCAUGGCACUGAGUUCUUUGCUGGUGUUCCGGAUUCUUUGCUGAAGGACAUUUGUGCAUAUAUCACCGACAACGUCAAGCAGAGUCAGCAUGUCAUAGCGGCCAAUGAAGGAACUGCUUUGGCGAUGGCUGCCGGCCACCAUUUGGCCACUGGGAAAAUAGCGUGUGUCUAUCUGCAGAACUCCGGUCUGGGCAACACAAUCAAUCCCCUCCUUUCGUUGUGUAGCCAGAAGGUAUACGCCAUUCCUGCGUUGCUUUUGAUCGGAUGGCGGGGAGAGCCAGGCAAAAAAGACGAACCUCAACACCUGCUGCAAGGAGCAAUGACACCGACCAUGCUGCAGCACAUGGGAGUACCCUAUGAGAUACUUCCGGACUAUGCAGAAGGAGCUUUCGAGGUCAUUACCAAAGCCUAUGCUCACAUGGAAAAGGAGAAAGAGCCUUUCGCUCUACUUGUCAAGAAGGAAACCUUUGAGAAAUACAGGCUAUCCAGCCAGGCCGAGGUUUUCAGCGGCGAAAACAUGCUGCACCGUGAGGAGAUCUUGGAGGAGAUCAUAGAGCAUUUUCCUUCGUCACCUCUAGUGACCACCACAGGUUUCACCUCUCGGGAGAUGUUUGAGCUGCGGGUGCAGAAAGGUCAAGCGCAUGGUCAUGACUUUUUAACAGUUGGAAGUAUGGGACAUUGCUCUUCCAUUGCCCUGGGUGUUGCCCUGUCAAGAUCGCAGGAUGUGCUUUGCAUUGAUGGAGAUGGUGCAGCAUUGAUGCACAUGGGCUCGUUUGCCACCAUCGCCAAGUGCAGACUGAAAAACUUCAAGCACGUGCUCAUCAACAAUGCCGUGCAUGACUCUGUUGGUGGUCAACCUACAGGAUCUGUGCAAAUUGAUUUUCCUGGCAUUGCAAAAGCAUGUGGCUACCAAGAGGCUUUGCGAGCUCGUACUGGUGAUGAAGUGCGCGUGUCUUUGGAGAAGCUCAAGGAGACCCUAGGUCCAUGCUUCCUGGAGAUCCAAGCGCUGCCAGGAGCCCGAGCUGAUCUGGGACGACCUACAACUUCAACACACCAGAACAAGGACGCCUUCAUGACCCAGCUCCAGGGCAAAGAAGGCAUCCUAUCCUCCUAGGAUACAGCUAAUGUACUGCAUGCUUUGAGGAAAGGAAGCAGCAAUGGCUGCAAGUGUUCAGUCCUCGGCCUGCAUCAAGUACCAUAGAUUCGAUACUGGACUUUGCAUCAGCAAUCUCAUCGUUUCGGA